This is a messenger RNA of Dreissena polymorpha, 2945 nucleotides long. RefSeq lists its product as uncharacterized. Bases 156 to 2945 code for a protein of 929 amino acids. The record is from RefSeq and is a predicted model, not a curated record. NCBI's taxonomy places the organism in Eukaryota, Metazoa, Mollusca, Bivalvia, Myida, Dreissenidae. The transcript is spliced from 4 exons.
CUUCUAUUCACUUUAAACCAAUUUGAACAUAUUACACAGCCGUGAGUGCGUAUUAUUGCCGUCGAGAAAAAUUCGGUAGUGCGGGAGGUCGGACUAAUAUGUUUAUGGAUGAUUGCAAGGCUAUAUGAGUUCAAUUAUAUUUUAUAUCGUCGAUAAUGGAAGACAUGGCAGCCAAAGAACCAUUUGGACAAGCAGAGACAUGUAAUAACAUCGAUACGUUUGUGACCAACAUAUGGACGUCAAUAUGGUUAUGUGCAUGUAUAGGAUUAAUAACUUAUCUGACUUUCAAGUUAUUUAAGAAACGUCAGAAAGUUACAAAAUUCAACGCGGAUUCCGCUACUAUAAAUAUGACUCUUGAAUUAAAAUCAACAUUUAAUCAAUUCUCUGAAACUGAUCAUAUCAGAAUGAAUAACGAGAGUCAGAUUGAGGAAGCGGUAAUUUAUACAAAACAGAAAAUCGAAGACACUAAAAUGGCUUUGGAAGAAUACCAACAAGACUGCACUGUUGAAAUUCUGUCAGCCAUUAAAAAAAACAAGGUAUCUUUGACUGCUGAAAUCAAAUCGAUCGAAACCAGACUUUAUGAGAUACUUAAACACCCAAUGGCGACAGUACGGGACGAAUACUCCUUACAACGUGAUGAGUUUCGUGAACAAUUAAUAGGGUUCUACAGGACGACGAAGAUAACUGUGUCGGUAUCACCUCUAUUUGAGGGUCGUGAUAAACCCAUCUGGAAUAUCUUUGUGCAACCGAUAUUGAAUUAUAUCACAAUAGAGAAAGAUGGAUACAGAAAGAAAGCGGGCAACGCGGUACAGCAGUAUAAAGACGUAUUUUACAGUCAUGGCAAUCUCCAUCGACGCGUGUUUGUUCAAGGAGAGCCCGGAAUGGGCAAAUCGACAUUCCUAACAAAACUUGCUCUUGAUUGGUGCGAAGCGGUGUCUAUGCACAAUCCCGAGCACAAAGCUUCAUUUAGUGACGUCGCUACACUGAAUGAAUUCCAGUUCCUUUUUCACAUUUCGCUGAGAGAUGCGUAUGGUCAGCGUGAGGUGAUGGAGAUGAUCAAAACACAAAUUAUCGAUCUGAUUUACAUGGGUGAUAAACGGAAAAAGACUUUUAAACUGUUAAACCAAAUCCUGGAACGAGAGACAUGCAUCGUAUCUAUGGACGGGCUGAAUGAAUGGGCCGAUCCUUUUAACAAAUACACGGUACCCGCAUUGGCCAAUUGUUAUACUAAGUGCGUAUCGUUAAUUUCGUCACGGCCAUGGAGAAUGGCGGAUGAGCGAAUUAAAGAUUCAGAAAUUGACAGACUACUUGAAAUAAAAGGGAUAACUGAUCCAGACAAGCUCACAAAGCAAGUUAUAAUCAGUCUCCAGUCUGCCGAUCAAAAGACAUAUACUAAAUUUAUUGAAUACGUCAAAGCGCGUCAUUUGAUGCCUUUUCUUACGUCACCAUGGCUACAGACGUUGUUAAUAAGUUUGUGGAUGAACAAUAAAGACUGUAAUGGUUCAUUGUGCGAACUUAAUUGUAUUCUACUGGACCUACUUUUUAAGAAGGCAAAUGCAAAAGAAGGUUAUUUUAGAAAAGGUACUACUUUUAAGUGUUUAUCGAAUACGAGCUAUAUUGAACCACAGAAAGAGAUUUUAAAAGCCCUUGCUAACGCUGCAUUUCGUUUCACGUUUUCUUCAGAAAAAUCUUUGGUGUUUUCAAAAUUUGAAUUACGGAAUUAUAUGUCCGAAGAUCAAUUGAAAUUCUGCCUCGACGCUGGCCUGUUGACGGUACUUUGUAACUCCACAGUAUCUCUUGGUAGUCAACUAAUGUCUUUUCCACAUGAGACGGUCCAAGAAUUCCUAGCUGCAUUACAUGUAGCAAAUUCAAAGAUGGGUGAAAUAGAAAGUUUACUUAUCGAGCAUAAGUACAAUGUGUUACAAAUGAGCCAGAUAAUAAUUUAUCUGUGCGGGCUUGAUUGUGGCAUAGCGAAUGCACUGAUAAACCGUCUUACUGACGGCGACUUCUUCAACGACAUGAACCAUGCGCUCAGCAAUUAUAUAGUGUAUUUUAAUAAUAGGAAAUUAGAAGCAUUUAAUACAGAUUAUAAAACAAUAGGUAACAUUCGAAAAUCUAAAGAUUGGUGGAAUAACGAUUCUCGUAUCUUAGCUGUAUCAUUCUUAUUUCAGCGCAUGAUGAUAGCUGGUUUCAUUGAGGCUAAAGCUAGCGGUCAGAUGGAUAUUUGUUUGAAGUGCAGAGACUUUACAUUCAACACAUAUUUGAACGAGUCCGAAUCAAACGCAUUAUGUUCCCUGUUAAUGUUUAACAAAUCAGAUGUCAGGACUCUUAUUUUAGAAAGUGAUAUACUGCAAAUAAGCGAACUACUGACAGUCCUUCAACAGUCGAGUCAUUGUCUUCAACGUGUUAAGGCAAAAGUUGUUCCGGCAAUACAUAGAGCAUUCAAUAAUUUAAAGCUGCAAGAGCUGCAUUUGAUUGGAAGAGUUAACGUACCAUCUGUAUUUGAUAUGCUUACAUCAAUGUCUAAUUUAAGGUACUUAUUCAUAGAAGAUUCAACUUGCAACGAAGAAAUUCCUAUCCCUGCAACAUUAGAAUACUUCGAUUUGAAGAACAUUACAUGUUCAGAUGUGUUCCUACAAAAGUUACUAGUGCAAUUAUCUUUACUAAAACAGUUUAAAGAGGUUCAGUUCGAAAUGUGUGAUAUGAAUGUAUCGGACUGCAAUAGAUCCAUUGUACAAUCAGAACCAUUGCCAAUUGACAUGUCGCAUUUCUAUGUAAGCAUAAUACAGAGUAGUAUUGAAAUGUAUAGUCUGCUGCGAUGUGCACCUAUCGUUAACAUGAAACUUCUGACGGCUGUUGAUGCUGCAUUAGCCUGCCUGCAUCGUUACACUGUAUCAGUCUUCAGACAGGCGAAUGUUCCUAUGAGUGGCUGUGUGGCUUGUUGA